Messenger RNA from Lichtheimia ornata, 645 nucleotides. RefSeq lists its product as uncharacterized. NCBI's taxonomy places the organism in Eukaryota, Fungi, Mucoromycota, Mucoromycetes, Mucorales, Lichtheimiaceae. The record is from RefSeq and is a predicted model, not a curated record. The transcript has 2 exons. The coding region runs from base 1 to 645 and encodes 214 amino acids.
AUGACUAUCUUAGUGGGGGGGGAUGCCGCAUUUGAAAGUUCCAAAACAAGACGCGUCAAAACGGGGCAACAAGUCCGAACCAGGAACACACCUUUUAUUCUUCUACUUUUAUAUACGCACAUCCUCGUCAUUCCAAAACUGUCAACUAGAGAAGCACAAUUGCGUCGUUUCUUUGAAUUGAGGAGGAUUGAAGAAGAGAUCUAUGCUGGUGUCAAUGAACAAAUGAACGCGAUCGACCGUGCUCUUGGUCUGGCGCCGUGCUAUAUCGAUGACGAGGAGCGAGAGCUGAUUGAAGAACUUGACAAGGAGGCAAAGUUACUUGACCUGGAGGCAGAGAUGAUGGAUGCAAUGGAGUUCGGGCCAGAAAAUACACUUAGUGCACAGCUUCAACGGAUGGACUUUGAGUUUAUUCAAAGGUUGAUGUGUCCUCAAGUACCCAGCAAAAAGAAGAAGGGUGUCUCAGCACCUACAGCAACUCGUCAUCCAAAAGAACCCGUGCAUCGUGUUCGCAAGAAAGGCAAAGGGCAUCCAUUACGCUGGAAGAAGAGGAUAUCGCAAGAACCAAAAGGAGAAGCGGCUGUUGCGAACAACAAGGAACGCUGUACUACGACCCAUGAGAGCACUCACGAAUCCAUGACACACUAG